UUUUGCUGAUGUCGAUCAUUUUCAAGAGUUAUGGCCAGCUAACAACAGGUGGUAGUUUUAGUGCAAUUAUAUAAAUCUAGGGAAAAUCAGUAAAAACUUUAUUCAGUUCGGAAGUUUUCACAACAAAACAUUACAAAUGGCCAAAACGCGAAGUGUCGUAUUUUUCACGUAUUUAAUUCUCAGUUACUUAACCCUUGCCAACUGUGCCCCUCGACCCCAUGACGGCCUGGAGGACGAUGAUGAUGGCGAUGACGAGAGCAACUCCAUAAAUGAAAUUAUUCCCAAUUUCUUCCACCAAAGUAUGGACUAUAACUCGGUGGUGGGUCAUUUCAAGGAUUUCUUCAUGUAUUUGCCGGUCAUGUUUACCACGCUCAAGGAAACCAUGUCAGGAUUUCCCAAAUUUGCGGAGGGACUUAAUAUUCUAACGGCCGGUAUGUCGGGGGCACCACCAAAAUCGAAGGAUGAGAAUGAUUGCCAUUGCAAUCCCUCCCCGAAGCACACACAUUCAGAGCCUACCAACGAUAUCGAUGGAGCAGAACAAUAUAAAUGAGCGAGAAAUGUUGUGAUUUGAUGAGAGGUUUUUGAAUAAAAGAGAGAAAUUUUGUUGUUU
This is a messenger RNA of Musca domestica (house fly), 610 nucleotides long. RefSeq lists its product as uncharacterized. The coding region runs from base 137 to 550 and encodes 137 amino acids. The record is from RefSeq and is a predicted model, not a curated record. Lineage: Eukaryota; Metazoa; Arthropoda; Insecta; Diptera; Muscidae. The transcript has 2 exons.